Messenger RNA from Aspergillus tubingensis, 4002 nucleotides. Its product is annotated as putative translation regulator (Cya5). The record is from RefSeq and is a predicted model, not a curated record. The transcript has a single exon. Bases 1 to 4002 code for a protein of 1333 amino acids. Gene Ontology annotation, molecular function: protein binding. Lineage: Eukaryota; Fungi; Ascomycota; Eurotiomycetes; Eurotiales; Aspergillaceae.
AUGCCCAGCUCGCUGACCUCAAUUGGCAUCGAAUACAGUUUGAUCCCGAUAUGUUAUGCAUCGCAGUCAAGUUUCGGUGAAAUUCAGGGUUUGGCACCGCAAUUUCUCGAGGUAAUGCUGGAACGGGCUGCCGGAUGUCUUGAGAACGCGGGACGGCGUUUCUUCCGGGAUCCCAAUGGCGCCAUUCGAGGUCGGGGUUCGAUCUAUUCAACUCUUGGGCAAUUCAGUAGCGCGGGGGCGGAGCUUUUGGUUUUCCUGCAGGCACCGCAAAGAUCCGCGUCGAAUACUUCAACCGCCACCUCGACAACCGGAAGGACAGCCACGGACCCGCGGGCCCCCGUUCUCGAGUUUCUCUACCCCCCUCGCACACAGGAGUUUAUAGCGACAUGCUUGAUACGUUCGCCAAGAAGGAUUGUCCCGCGACGGAGAAGGAAGGCCGUCCCUGGCGUUUCCAGGAAUUACUCGUCAGAGGCUGUUAGCCUAGACCGCAGGGUGGACGCUGAGGCUCACAUGCUUGACGACUCUGCUGAAAUAAUUGCCGAUGAGGACCGCGACACUGCCAAGACCGAACUUAGAGCGUUAUUGGAUAAGGAGGAGAUCGAAGAUUCCGAUAAAUUAUGGAGCCUUUUCUCAAAGGCUGGUCACCCUCUCGACCUGACUUCUGCAUUGCUGGCGAGGCUAGGCAGCUCUGAUCGUGACGUUGAUAACAGAAGAGCCAGGCGACUUCUCAACUCCCUGCCUAUCGAGUCCCGAACUUCUGAUGAUUAUUUGCACAUGACCAAGUCCUGUAUUGCUACGGGGAAUCUUUCGGAUGUGGAUGGGAUAUGUCAGGAAGCAAUCUCAUACAGCCGCGGCGUCUUAUGUUGGGCAUACUGUUUUGCACAGUUUGUGAACUCUGAACAAUGGGAUUAUGUGCAGGAUAUUUGGAGAUCGAGGCCGUUGGGCGACAAGUCGCUGUGGCACACUGUCGCCCCUUGGCUACAGGUGUCUUCCGUGCAUAAGCCGUUGUUAGCACUUGCUGAUUACUUACAAGACCAGAGUCUCAACAGUCCAGUACGUCUUGCUGCUCGCUUCAUACUCAAUAAUGUAUUUUCUAGCACGGAGUUUGCCGAAGCUACUGCGACGGAGACCCUUCUAGCACUACUGCAAAAGUUCAACCAUCUGGACUUGAUCACUUCGCGGAAUUAUCUUGAUCUUAUCAACACCCUUCAAGAAUCAGAGCACCGAUCGACGUUUGUUCGAUCUAUCGUGGUUUAUCGGAAUUUCCGUUGGCAGAUGGAGGAAGAGACUCCACCCCGAAAGCUUCUGGCUAAGCUGUUGAAGCGUCUCGCUUCUUUCGAGAUCACGACCGGUAUCUUAUACUUUCUCGAUGAGAUUUCUCACUUCCAUCGCAAACCGACAGAGGACGUCUACAGGCAGGCGCUUAUUGUUUUUUCGAGAGCCGGUGAUGUGGAGAAUGUCCAGCAUGUAUUCGAGAGGUUCCUUUCGGACCACGGAAAGCCACGAAGCCGCAAAAUCGUGGCUCCACUUCUCUAUGUCUACGCCAGAAUUGGCGAUGUUGAACAGACCACGCGUCAGUUCCGAAGAAUUUCGGAAGAGUUUAACCUUCAACCGAAUGACAUAUGUUGGAACAUCCUGCUUACAGCUUAUUCCAAAGCGGGAGAUCUCUCAGGGACCUUCGCCAUGUUCAAGAAGAUGAUGGAAGAGGGUGUUGAGCCCACCUCGCACACUUUUGGUAUAAUGAUGGGUCUUUGUGCUAACCGGGGCGAUGUUACUCAUGUCCGUGAUCUGCUCAGCCUAGCCCAACAACAUAACGUGCAGAUAACAGCCCCCAUGAUUGAUACAGUUGUGGAGGCUUAUUGCAACAACUCAGAGUGGGAGAUGGCUGAGCACGUUGCGGAGACUUGCCUCGGCCUCGACGUCAAGGGUUCUCGCGUAAGAAUGUGGAAUAUCUUGCUAUGGAAUUAUGCUUUCCGGAUGGAUCUGGAAGCUAUAUCAAGGAUACGCUCGCGGAUGGAUGCAUCAGGACUGGAGCCCGAUGAUAUGACCUAUUCUGCUCUCAUGCUCAGUCUUGUGCUUAUAGGCCAGACGGAUUCUGCCCGUCGCAUCCUGAGGGCACUCCACCGAGGUCGCCGCGUUUACGCCACUGAAUUUCACUACGCAGUCAUCCUGUAUGGCUACCUGAAGGACCGCAAUCGGGACAUGGUGCACAUCAUUUUCCGCGAAAUCAAAGACAGAUUCAAUCAACCGGGACUUGGCUCGAGACUCCUUGUGCUCAAGAGUCAGAUCCAGCGAGAUUUGCAACUUUUGGCACAGGGCGGUCAGGUCGGCAACCACGCAAAUAUUCGUCUCGAAAACUCCGAGAAAUUCCUCGCAGAGACUCUUGCAGAUUACCACUCUACCAAGUUGGCGACGAAGUACCCCUUGCUGGGUUCUGGUAGGAUGUCUGCCAGGAAGGGAUUCCCUGCUGUUUAUUACGAAUAUAUGAUCUCUGCCUAUGGUAUGAAGGGGGCUUAUCUGUCGGCUCGGAGGCUUUUCGAUGACUAUACCGCUAGUCAUCCACCCAAAGACUCUGAUGAAGAGAAUUACCAUGACAUCGCGCCUCUUCGUUUGCUGUCUGCUUUGAUGCUCGCGCAUCUGAAGGCUGAACAGUACCAACAGGUGGAAGAAUGCUGGAACCUGGCUUUCACUCGUGCAUUGAAGAUAGCCAGUCCCACUUCUCCUGAGAUUGAUGAGUGGCUUAGUCGUCAACUCAACCCAGGUACACCGCCCUUACCAUCUCAUGCCGAGCUCUUGGUGAAUCCCGACGACUCCCAAGCUAGACCAUCCGAGUCAGCUACGACAAAGAAGGACCCGAUUCUACCAGCGUACCGCUUCAUGCUAUCUCGCCCUCUUUCACUGUAUCUGCGUUCUUUGGCUUAUGGAAACGAGGUUUCGAAGAUCUCCGAGGUCAUAGCAAAGUAUGUGGAGGCAGGCUUCUCCAUGACAACCUUCAAUUGGUCCACUUUUGUGCAGAUGCUUGCGUCCUCCGACAGGUUGUCUGAUCAGAUUGAAGCUUUUACUGUCUUUGAACAUAAGUUCAUGCCCAACUUCCCUGGGUGGGAUAAUCUUCGUCGAGGAUAUGGUGCACGACCUCCGGGGGUGCCUUCAACCAUUGAUGCGAUGGAGAAUCCUAAACGGGCAAAGCCACCUAAUGUACUGGGCAGAUUGGGCCGGCGCUACUGGAGCAAGAUCCAGCCGGACUUCAUGCAGCCCACGUACGUGUCCAUGGUAUAUCUGGCUGCUGCAUUGAGGCGACUUCGCGAACGGAGCAUUCACGAGGGAGGCACGGAUCUUCAAGCUAUAUACGAUGCGGCGCCUAAGACGAUCGCAGCAGUUGCUAGACUUCCUUACCUCCGUGAGAAGUUCCAGGGUGUGCUCCUCCGGCGUCGGCAGGAGAAAGGCGAGAUGGUUGAUGAACUUGGACGUGAUCGUUAUGUGUGGACAGGCGGUAUUCUUGGUGUGGGCGGCCUGACUAGGUCUAAGUCACGGAAUGAACCGACUGCUGAAAAGGCGGGACAAGACAGUAGCAAUAUUCGAGUCGAAGCACAAGAUACCACUUCUGAGCCAACUGAUGAGCCUCCAAUCAAUGUUGGUAUCUCCGAGUUGGACGAUGAUGAGCAAGAUUCCGAUGUUGCGCCCUCGCCGUUCAGAAAUACCCUCGACUACCCCGAUGAAUAUGACAUGGAGGCCGAGACGCUGCUCGAGGAAAGAGACAAAGAACUCGGAACGAAGGAGGAAUUGAUGGACGAUGAAAGUCUCGUGGAAGAUGAUGAAGAUGAGUUCGACGAUCUGGAGGAGGACAUGGAGGCCGAAGAAGAAGGAGAAAAUGAAGGAGAGGAAGAAGAAUGGGUGGCAGAGGAGGCAGAAGAAGGAGAAGAUGUUUCUGAUGCCGAAGAACAGGACAUAUAUGAGCCCCAAAACGAGGGACAAACCCCUCUAGGCGAGGGUGAGACUCGUUGA